Messenger RNA from Cyanidioschyzon merolae strain 10D, 2034 nucleotides. RefSeq names its product dihydrolipoamide S-acetyltransferase, precursor. NCBI's taxonomy places the organism in Eukaryota, Rhodophyta, Bangiophyceae, Cyanidiales, Cyanidiaceae. The coding region runs from base 1 to 2034 and encodes 677 amino acids. Gene Ontology annotation, cellular component: mitochondrion; pyruvate dehydrogenase complex. The record is from RefSeq and is a predicted model, not a curated record. Gene Ontology annotation, biological process: pyruvate decarboxylation to acetyl-CoA. Gene Ontology annotation, molecular function: acyltransferase activity. The transcript has a single exon.
AUGGAACCUCCCGGAACCGGUUCCCCGACCUCGACUGCGGCGAUCAGCACUACAACCUCCGUCAGGGGCGUAGGAUGCCCGACGUUUCGCUUCGAGGGAAUCGCUGGCGCAGCUCGCUCGGGAGCGACUGUGUCCGAUACGAACUCGCGGCGACCGGAGCGCUUUGGAGCACGUGCCUCUACGAGCGUCGAGGAAGCAACCAAAGCGAUGCUUCGCCUGCAAACCAAGAGCUGGUGGUGGCGAUGCGGUAUACAGCGACGAUCAGUGGGAGCCUGGUUCGGUGGACACAACCUCAUUCGUUCUGGUGACGGGAGCCGGGCGCUACGACGUCCAGAGCAGCCGCGAUCUGACCCAGCUGGGCGCUACGUACAGCAGCGUCCAGCCUGGGGUCUAGUUCAUCGUCUCUGUCAGGUGGUCGACCAGCAACAAAGAACCGAAUGUGUCGCUGCAGGUACCCGUUUGUCGUGCGUGGACCGGUGGCGCCCCCGAGGUGCGCUUCGGAGGCGUUCGAGUGCGGCAGCGGACUCGCUUCCGCCCCACGUUCCGAUCAAGAUGCCAGCGCUAUCACCUACCAUGAAAGCCGGUAACCUCUUGGCGUGGAAGCGACGGGAGGGUGAACCUGUAACCGCCGGGGAUGUGUUGGCGGAGAUCGAAACCGAUAAAGCCACCAUUGAGUUUGAAAGUCAGGAAGAGGGCAUUUUAGCGAAAAUUCUUGUUCCCGACGGCACCCAGGACGUUCCCGUGGGCACCUUAAUUGCCGUUCUGGCUGAAGAUGAAGAACACGUAUCCGCGUUGCAACGUAUGGACUGGAAUUCUGCAACGAAACCGGAGAGCACCUCUGUUCAGCGCCAAAGGUAUGCACUGGCGACGGAGAUGCAGCAGCAGCAGCAGCAGCAGCAGGCCUCGUCGGGCUCCACAGAGGCAGACACGUCAAUGACCCAGCAACUUGAACAGGAAUCCGAGCCGCUGCCGUGGCGGUAUGGACCGGCAGUGGCCACCAUGUUGGCGAAUCACGAACUACCAGCGGCGUUGGUACAAAGGUUGCAACCCAGUGGACCUCGCGGUCAUGUCCUCAAGGGGGACUUGCUGCGCGUGCUGGCUGCAGCAAAGGGUUCUGGGGCAGCUUCGACGCGUCGCGAUUCACAGAGCGCUGCUGAAGUGCAGCGGUCGUCGUCUUCUUUCGUGUCAUCGACACCGCAUGGGCCGGGAACAGGUACGGCAGCUGAGGGCUCCAGGGUGCUGCCGUCGCGAGAACACCAGCAGGUACCAACAUCAUCAUCGCCAUCGCCAGCAGCAGCAACACCAACAACAACAACAACCCAGUUUCGCGAUAUUCCCCUGAGUCAGGUACGACGUGUGAUUGCGGAACGCCUGCUAGAGUCCAAACAAAAGGCACCCCACGCGUACCAGUCCAUUGUGGUGAACUUCGAGGCACUGCUCGAGCUUCGCCAGACCAUCAACAUGUUGGCAGCAAAUUCGUUGCAGGCGCUUCGAACACCAAAACUCACCGUCAACGACUUGCUCCUUCGUGCAGUGGCGAUUGCACUGCGGGAGCAUCGAUCGCUGAAUACCAACGCAGAACGAGUCGACCUGGCGUUUGCCGUCGCCACGCCGACCGGUCUGAUUACCCCGAUCAUUCACGACGCGGACACCAAAAGCGUCAGUGUCAUAGCUGCGGAGUCGCAGGAUCUUGUUCAACGAGCUCGACAGAACAAGCUCAAACUGCACGAGUUCCAGGGCGGCUCGUUCAGCAUCAGCAACCUGGGGAUGGUACCGGCGAUCGCGCGUUUCACGGCGAUUAUCAACCCACCACAGGCAGGUAUCUUGGCGAUCGGAGCACCUCAGAGGCGUCUUGUUCCGAGAGCUGCAAACUUGACGUCACAGUCAUCCGUGGAACCGCUGGAUACCGAGCGACUGCGUUUUGCCACGCUCACUCUCAGCUACGAUGCAGGACGCGUGCAGCGAACAGCGAGUCUGGCGUUUCUGCAGGACCUGCAGCGACUGAUAGAAAGCCCGUCAUGGUUGUUGGUAUAG